AGGGCUGUCACCCUUUGCUCUGUUGAUGUAGCAUUAGACAUCGUUAAGGGACCUUUACCCCCUGAAGAAACAGUUGCAACACGCACUUACAUAAACCAGUGCUACAAAUUAUUUAAAAUAUUUAACAACAAUUUAGAGGUUGAUCCCAAAUGUUACAAAGAACUUUUAAAAAUAUUGCUCUGGUUUGAUAACUGGUACAAAGAAACCAAACAGGAAAGUUCAAAAGCAACCAGUGGUUUGAAAAACCACUGGAAAAAAUUCAUACCUAGGAUCUCAUUCAAAGACCUAAAGAGAAGCAUCAGAGCUUUCCUGGGGGUAGUUCACUAUGUUCAAAUGCAUCAUCCAGAAUUACACAUGAUUCCAAAGACCAUGUGCCGGAAUGAUGUUGAAAAUUACUUCUCAUUGCAACCUGCAAGAGUGUCAGGAGGAAAACCAACAACAUUACAGUUUUUUUGA
Messenger RNA from Porites lobata, 456 nucleotides. NCBI's taxonomy places the organism in Eukaryota, Metazoa, Cnidaria, Anthozoa, Scleractinia, Poritidae. The record is from the annotation of a GenBank genome assembly.